GAAGAUGUUCGAGGCUUUUAUUUUGACGGGUUGUUCGCGGAUAUCGGGGCCCGUGAGCGCAGAGAAGCUUCGGUCCAUCGCGAAUCUUCGCUAAUAAAAUCGAUAUUAAAGCAGUAAUGAUCGCGCAGCAGCGUGUUUGUGCACUUUAAUCACAUCUGCAGCAUCACAGUGUGUCCAGUCGGGUCAUGGCGUCGGGUCCAGAGGCCGUCCACUACAUCCACCUCCAUAACUCCAGUCAGUCGGUGCUGGAAGCCUUGAGAUCUCAGCGGCGUAAAGGUCUGUUCUGCGACGUCACCGUCCGCAUCCACGACGCGUCUCUGCGGGCUCACGCCUGCGUCCUGGCGGCCGGCAGCCCCUUCUUCCAGGACAAGCUGCUGCUGGGUCACUCGGAGAUCUCGGUUCCGCCGCUGGUCCCGGCCGAGACGGUGAAGCAGCUGGUGGACUUCAUGUACAGCGGCUCGCUGGUGGUGCUUCACUCGCAGGCGCUCUGCAUCCUCACCGCCGCCUCCAUCCUGCAGAUCAAGACCGUCAUCGACGAGUGCACGCAGAUCAUCUCGCAGAGACGCGCCGCCGUGGCGGGCGGAGCCUCCGCGGGAGGGGUGGGGCCCAAGCAGGAGGAGGGCGGCGGCGACGACGGGAAAGGCCGGGAGAGCGCGGCGCUGCAGGGCUUCGCUUACGGCAUGGCCGGGGACUGCGGCUCGGACAUGGCGGCCGCUCUGGGUGGCGGCGCUCAGGCGGAGGGUGGCGGUCUGGAAGGGGGCGGAGUCGGCCCUCUGAUGCCCCUCGGCGAGUUAGGAGGCGGGGCCAUGUGUAGAGGGGAGGGGCUUGGCGUCGCAGGGGGCGGGGCCAUGCUGAAGCCCUCGAGCUGCUCGCAGGAGAUCAGCUACAUGCUGAACGCGGAGCGCGGCGCGAACGUGGGCUCGCAGAACAUCGCCGCGAACGAGCGCGGUCAGAUGGGGGCGGAGUACGGUGGCGUGGGGGAGGAGCUGGUGAGCGGCGUGGAGCGGUUCAGCGAAGACGACGAGAGAGACGCGCACGAUGCCGACAGAGACACGGAGAGAGACAGACAGACGGCGCACACGCGCAAACAGAGACAGCCGCUGCGGCUGCAGGUGCUGGGCGGUGAGGAGGUGGUGGUGAAAAACGAGGGCGUGCAGGAAGGGGAGGGUCUGUUUGAGAUGGACGAGAGAGGAAACGCAUCACAUCAGCCCACCUACGGACAGGGCGGGUUCUACGAGGACUCCAACGUCUUCUCGGGCGGCUUCUGGUCUCAGGCGGAUCCGCAGACGUCUCUGGGCUCGAACCCCCGCGGCCGGGUCAGCAAACCCCUCUCUCCGCCGCCGCCGCCCUCCCAGAACCUCGGCAGCCAGAUGCUUUUCCAGUUUCCUGCCAGCGAAUCGCAGCCCCCGUCCUUCUUCGUGGGCGGACCCAUGGUGAUCGACAACUUGGCUGAUUCGUGCCAGCAGGCCCCGCCCCCUGCUCCCCUGACCCCAGCUCCGCCCCCCUCCACCCCAGCAUGCAUUGCUGGUCCGAGCUUUGCACCCCAGGGCUCUGAGACGUCCUUCGACUGCAGCCACUGCGGAAAGUCGCUGCGCUCCCGCAAGAACUACAGCAAACACAUGUUCAUCCACUCCGGUCAGAAGCCGCACCAGUGCAGCAUCUGCUGGCGCUCCUUCUCUCUGCGCGACUACCUGCUGAAGCACAUGGUGGUGCACACGGGCGUCCGGGCGUUCCAGUGCUCCGUCUGCAGCAAGCGCUUCACGCAGAAGAGUUCGCUCAACGUGCACAUGCGGACGCACCGCGUGGAGCGCACCUUCACCUGCGGCGUGUGCCACCGUGCCUUCACCCACCGCACGCUGCUGGAGAGGCACGCCCUGCAGCACCAGCACCCCGCGCCCAUCAAACCGCCCACCAAUCACAUGGAGCAGGGCGGCGGCGGGAUGGGCGGGGCCAGCGGACCGGGCUCCGCCUCCUAGAGACGGCGGUCGGAUCGAACCCAGGAGCUUUAACGCACUCACUCACACUCACGACAAGCCAGAAAACCUCAUAAAACACACAAACCUCAUGGAGAGACUCACUAAACGCAAACCACACGGUCCCGCGCGUGUGACGCCGGGGACUUUAACGUCUUUUUCAAUGUUUUACGUGUUUAAUCUGUGUUUUCAUGGACUCAUCAGAAACCACAAUGACCUCAGGACCUGAAGAGACUUCAGAGCAGAUUUAUUACCUCCAUUUUUAUUUCAACAUCAACCUCCAUUUUUACAUUUUUUAUCAAGUAUAUGCAUAAAUCUUAAUGAUAUUUUUAUGGUGAUAUGAUAUGUAAGAGUUUUACGUUUGGCUUAAAUGCUGCGCGGGGAUCGUGGGAUCUCCUGUAUUGUACUCGGCUUUGGUUUUCGUAUCUAGCAUGCGCUCGCUUUACGCUGCAUGAGGCUGCAUUAAAUGCGUUGUGACGUUUCA
Megalobrama amblycephala (Wuchang bream) is the source of this 2457-nucleotide messenger RNA. RefSeq names its product zinc finger and BTB domain containing 45 (gene zbtb45). Gene Ontology annotation, cellular component: nucleus. The record is from RefSeq and is a predicted model, not a curated record. NCBI's taxonomy places the organism in Eukaryota, Metazoa, Chordata, Actinopteri, Cypriniformes, Xenocyprididae. Gene Ontology annotation, molecular function: RNA polymerase II cis-regulatory region sequence-specific DNA binding; protein binding; DNA-binding transcription factor activity, RNA polymerase II-specific. Bases 186 to 1976 code for a protein of 596 amino acids. The transcript is spliced from 6 exons. Gene Ontology annotation, biological process: regulation of transcription by RNA polymerase II.